Molecule: messenger RNA, 1622 nt
Organism: Amborella trichopoda
Lineage: Eukaryota; Viridiplantae; Streptophyta; Magnoliopsida; Amborellales; Amborellaceae
Product: putative transcription factor At5g28040
Biological process (GO): regulation of DNA-templated transcription
Cellular component (GO): nucleus
Source: RefSeq, a predicted model, not a curated record
ACUGUAAACCCUAGAAAGAGAGAAAUCAUUUUCAGUUAUACAGGGACCUGUUUGCCGAACUCCAUUUGUCUUCGCCAGUUCCCUCUCUCUGUCUCUCUCUCACUGAGUGAAAGAAACAUGGCCCUCAAGAGAAAGCCUUCGUCUUCUUCCUCUGAAAGUUCUUCUUCCUCUUCGGAACAGGACGAUAAAUCGCAAUAUGAGCGUAAGCCCGCAGUCCGUCCCCCAGAAUCCCCUACCUCUGAAAGCGAGGAAUCUGAGGAAGGAGGAGAAGAAGAAACUGUCCGAAAAUCGGACGAAGAAGGGGACGAAGAUGAUAAUGAAGAAGAAUCAGAAUCCGAGGGUGAGAAGGUGAAGCCACCCACUAAAGGCAGGUCCUCCACCAUCCGCUCCUCCAUCAAAGACAAAGACAAAGGGAACCCUGAUAACCCACCCACGUCUCACUCAGCCAAGCCUCUGAGCUCGAAGGCCAUGGACACUCCGUUGCUCACUGAUUCCCCUAAGUCCAGGCCCACCGAGCUGAUGAACAGCCCGCCUCCUCCCUUGAAACGCUCUGAACCCGCGAAAUCUAGACAGGAUGAGAGCAAAGAUCCCAAAAAACGGAAGCUCUCCGAGGUGAAUGCUGAGGGAGGUGGGAAGCAGAUUUUUCAGAGGAUUUGGAAAGUUGGUGAGGAGAUUGAUCUUCUCAAAGGGUUCCUCGACUAUUCGAAGAAGCACCCGAAAGGCCGUCAAGACCAUGCCGCCAUCUAUGAGUUUGUUCAGAAGUGGCUCAACAGUGAGAGUAAUAAAUCUCAGUCUCAGGUUGUGGAGAAGCUCAGGAGGGUCAGGAAGAAGUUCAAGACCACUUUUGCAAGGGAGGAAGCAGGAAAAGAGGUUAAUUUCAAGACCCCAGAGGAGCAGGACGCAUACGAGCUCUCCAAGAAGAUCUGGGGGGAUGAAAAUAGUAAAGAGGAAGCUGAAUUUGAAGAGAAUGACUCCCAAAAACCUAAACCCAGUCCUGUUUCAAAUGCAAAGAGGAGACUCCUUUCUAAGGCAAAGGCGGUCAAGAAGGAGAAUGUCCAGAACCAUGUGGUGGGUGGUGAAGUACCCGAGCUGAAGGAUCCAGGUUCGACAUUGGUUAGUGAGUGGAUUCAGAGUGGGCCGAGUCCCCAUAACCCUGGGUUUGUGCCAGGGUUUGGUGGGCUAGGGUUUGUUGGGGGUGAGGGGCUUGCGAAGAGGGUAUUGGGGUCGAUGGAGAAAUCAAAGGUGCAGAUGUUGGAGGAGAAGUGGGGAAGGCAGCAGAUGUUGGAGAUGGAUGUCUACUUGAAGAGAGUGGAACUGGUGCAUGAGCAAACAAAGUUAAUGGUGGAAACCCUCAAGUCGAUGGAUACAUAGGUUUACUUAUAGAUGGAAAGGUUGGUUUAUAGUUUUUAUAAUUAAUUUGUGAUUUGUUGUUGGACUUGCUUUCUUUCCUUAUUUUUUCUUUUUGGUUUUAUGAUUUUGGUCAAACAGGGUUGGUUAAUCCUUACAUUUGGUUUAUCUCCUUCCUCUUGUUGUCAUUGUGUGUGGUGCUAUGAUAUCUUUCUGUUAUGCAUGAUUGAGGUUAGUUUAUAAUUUUUAUAAUGAAUUUGUGAUUUGUUGUUGGA